AGUGACUAGUCUCCGCAUCGACAUUCAGAACUUGCGAUGCUCCAAUCUAGCUGAUACUUGUCAAACAAGAUGCUGCCGUGUACUACAUGCUUCUGGUGCUCUUAUUUCCUUCGGCUGCAUCAGCCUUCUGCACACAGCCGCAUCAAUGCCCAUGGCGUUCGCUCCCACCGCACAGCUCUCUGCCGAAGCGAAUACGCAAAGGUGGUGACUGUCCCUCAGUGGAAUUCGCGAAGACUAGCUCGAGCAUCGACGGACUUCAGACACACGGGCAGACGAGAGAGUCGUCACAAAGGCGCUGGAACGCCUCAACUGUAGAGUAGACGAGUCACGAUUGCUCUGUAUCAGGCAAGAUGUAGAUUACAGACGGUGGACAGCCGCUUUGAAUACAUUAUA
Laetiporus sulphureus 93-53 is the source of this 393-nucleotide messenger RNA. RefSeq lists its product as uncharacterized. The record is from RefSeq and is a predicted model, not a curated record. NCBI's taxonomy places the organism in Eukaryota, Fungi, Basidiomycota, Agaricomycetes, Polyporales, Laetiporaceae. Bases 70 to 315 code for a protein of 81 amino acids. The transcript has a single exon.